Messenger RNA from Armigeres subalbatus, 3135 nucleotides. It is a transcript of the gene byn, whose product is annotated as T-related protein. Gene Ontology annotation, molecular function: RNA polymerase II cis-regulatory region sequence-specific DNA binding; DNA-binding transcription factor activity, RNA polymerase II-specific. Bases 1045 to 2889 code for a protein of 614 amino acids. The record is from RefSeq and is a predicted model, not a curated record. Gene Ontology annotation, cellular component: nucleus. The transcript is spliced from 6 exons. Gene Ontology annotation, biological process: mesoderm formation; heart morphogenesis; positive regulation of DNA-templated transcription. Lineage: Eukaryota; Metazoa; Arthropoda; Insecta; Diptera; Culicidae.
GCACUUGACGUCUACCAUCGCGCAAGGGUGGUUGUGGAUUCCCUUCUCGGACACCCACGGGAUUAGGUGCCUUCGAUAGAUCGUUGAUCGAGUCUGAAGUUGGCGUGCGCAAGCUGCAGCGACGGUAGUUCAUUUUGUUUCUUGGUGCCGCGAAUCGAAUGUGAAGUGAAUUAAUUACCUUUCCACCUACAUACGAGAUUGUACAUGAAGGAUUGAAAGUCACACCUCUUUUUUGGAUGUUGGUAUGAUGCGAAACAAGUGAUACACGGCUAUUAAGAAAAGCGGUCUUGAAUCUUUUCGGAUUGUUCAGAAGGUGCAGCGUUUCCAGUAAACCGCGACCGAAAGUGAUUUGUGUUGUUGAUUAUUUAUGAAACAUUUGACGAACCUAUACUAAUUAAUUAGUGUAUGUUCAUAGUGUUAUUAUCAGGAUUAUUAUUAAAAUUGUCCAUAUUUGUGUAAAAGAUUUUAACAAGGGGCAAUUUGUUUGAGGUUCGAAAAGUGACAUAUGUCAAGUGUAAGUGUGGGCAGACAGACCAGUACCCAAGUGAUUGUUAAUUAAUUUAUAACAUCAAAAAUUAAGACGCUGGUGCGGAUUCUAGCAUGCGUACGACAAAGUGCGCGUGAGAGGUCAUGAUCGAUUCUUAACAACCGAUCGUUAGGUUAACAACGAUUAAACCGUAUGACACAUAAGUGGCAGCAACACCGGAAGUGACACAAAAAGUGUGAACGUGAAAUUGUCGGCAGUCAGGAGGAAGUUGCAGGUCUACUGGAGUAGGAUAAUAGUUCACACCAAAGGAAACAGGGGGCUCGUUUUGAGUGUGUGCGCCAAACGGUUCUUAAAUAGGAGUUAAUUCUCAUAAUUGUGAUAAAUAAUCUGCUCCUGUACAAAAGAUUUAUUAACAACUUGGUUGGCUCGGAUAGAGUCCGCCCUUCCCAACGCCUCACACUAUCAGCACUUGCAGCAGCAGAAGAAACAGUUGUUAGAAGGAAAGUGUGAUCUGCGACACCUAGGUCGAUUCACCCGGGCCAGCUAACUAGUCACAAAUGCGCUCGGUGGAUGAGAUGGCAACGUCCCACAUUCUAUCCGCCAUUGACCCCCUGAUGACGGCAUCGAGUAACGGCGGUUCGUCGGUGGGUGCGCCGUCCAAUGGAACUAUGACACAAUCGGGCGGCGGUGGUAGCGGAGGAAGCCUGCUCGGUGGCCACGGUGGAGGACGAAGUGGUGGCGGCGGCGGCGGUGGUGGUGGUGGGGCCGGCGGUAGAGAGCAAAACCUUUCGGUCACGCUGGAUGAUCGUGAUCUGUGGCUGCGGUUUCAAAACCUCACCAACGAGAUGAUUGUCACCAAAAAUGGGCGACGGAUGUUUCCCGUGGUAAAGGUGACCGCCACCGGUUUGGAUCCCACCGCCAUGUACACGGUGCUGCUGGAGUUUUCUCAGGUUGACUCGCAUCGCUGGAAAUACGUCAACGGUGAAUGGGUUGCUGGUGGAAAAGCGGAAGCCCCUCCUCCAAACCCAGUUUACGUCCAUCCGGAGUCUCCUAACUUUGGUCAGCACUGGAUGAAGGAGCCAAUCUCGUUCGCGAAGGUUAAACUAACAAACAAAACCAACGGCAACGGUCAAAUUAUGUUAAACUCGCUGCAUAAGUACGAACCACGAGUACAUCUAGUCCAAGUUGUGUCCGAGCAGCGAGAGCAGAGGAAUGUCCACACUUAUCCUUUUCCGGAGACACAGUUCAUCGCUGUAACGGCUUAUCAAAACGAGGAAGUAACUUCACUCAAAAUCAAAUAUAAUCCUUUUGCUAAGGCUUUCCUCGAUGCAAAGGAACGUCCCGAUUCGGUAUAUUCCAGGGAAAACUCAACCUACGGUUGGUUGAAUUUCCACCCAUCUUACGCUACAGCUCAAUCUCCUCUUCCGAAUGCCGAACGUUAUCAGCACAGCACAAUUCGUACGAAUCGAGUGGCUCCCUACACGACUCAGCGAUCGCGCAGCACUAGUGGGAGCGCUUCUCCCCAAACGCCAUACAUACCAUUGGAACCGGUUUCAUCGCCUGUCUUUUCCUCCUACUCGAGCCCAUGGCAAUCGCAACCAACAGCUGCCACAGGUUCCUAUUGGACUAGUCAAACCACCAAUCCGGGGAGUCCCAAUUCGAUAGCUCCAAACAUUUCACCCACUCCUUCAAACGGAUCUCCCAAUUAUGCGCAAUCUUCGCCAACCUACUCAUCACAUCACCUGUCGUCGCAUAACAGCCAAUAUACUCCGACGUCCAGCUCGGCUGCCACCCCUUCAGCUCAAAUAGAUGUAUAUCAACCGAAUGUGAGUCCUCAGCAGAUCUACGCUCCAGCUGGGCAUCAAAUUUACCACCCUACUCCCACCGUUUCACCCAACCAUCAGCUGUACGGGAAUGUUCUGAAUGCACCAACGAUUACCAACAUCGGUUACUCUACGACCUGGCAUGGAGCCAGCGACUACAGUGUCUACCAGAGCUCUUAUCACUACCCGACAGCGGAGUACAUCCCUAUGAUAGGGGAAAUUGGAACCUACAACCAUCCGACGGAGAUAACGGAGCUCACACCGGUUCCGGUAUCCCACCACCAUCGGACCCACGAACCCCUGGCUGCAUCGUCCCCAGUUCCCAUCCAAUACCACCACGGGCAUCAUCCGACGGCUGGCUCGACGGAAAGUGCCCUGAUGGGCAGUGGGAGUGCCGUAAGCCAUCACCACCACUGUUCCGACAACCAUUCACCGGAGCCGAACCAUGGCAGUGGGAACACGCUGCCGGGAUCUCCGGGAACAGCCACGGCUGUCACUAUUCAGCAAAGUCCGACACGAAGCGGCUCGACGGGGGCUUGGACACCGUUGACUCCGCCGCAGCAAACGUCGCACAUCUGAAAGUUAUGGUACGGUGCGUUGCGCGCCGUUUCUUCUAGCUAUUAUGUACCGGUAGGGUACUUGUUUAAAAUGUGUAGGUAGAGAUCUGUUUUGGAAAUGUUCUUUUAAAAUUAUGAAAAAUAGACCUAGUGAAAUGUUUUCCAUUAAAAAGUAAGUUUUAAGCAAAUUAGUUACGGUUUAGAUAUGUAUAAAAAGUAAGAGCAGAUUGUUCCAUAGUUGUUUAGGAAUAAAAAUACUGUGUAAAUC